Messenger RNA from Hordeum vulgare subsp. vulgare (domesticated barley), 1296 nucleotides. RefSeq lists its product as uncharacterized. The transcript has 7 exons. Bases 17 to 961 code for a protein of 314 amino acids. The record is from RefSeq and is a predicted model, not a curated record. Lineage: Eukaryota; Viridiplantae; Streptophyta; Magnoliopsida; Poales; Poaceae.
CGGGGCCGAAGACGACAUGUCGAUUGAGGGCUUCCGAGAGCUGGACGGUAUCGUGCAGUGGCUCCGCCGUCUGCUCCAGCUUGGCAGCGCCUCAAAGGAGCACUUCCUCGCCGACGACUUCUUGACCACUAUGAAUUGUUUGACCGGCGUCUUCGCCAAGGACAAUGUGGAGGGUCAACCUUCCAGCGGCAUGCAUGCUAGCAAUCCUGUGGGAGCUGAGGCAAGCAACCAUGGUGGCAAAAAUGCUGAGGAACAUGCACUAGUUCCAAUUGUUCCAAAUAACACUACGAAUUUUAGGAGCAGUUACUCUGAUAAAAAUACUGGGAUGGAAAUAGCGAAGAAGAGAGCAACGAACAGUCCAAUUGAUCAUGUUGGCAUAGGCAUUCCUGAUGAUGAAAAUGAUUCUGAUGAGAAUGAGAAGAAAAUGAAGGGUAGGCAUGGUUUCGUCUUGAACACUGCAAUCGCCUCACUUCCUUGCUUGGGGUUUCUCAUUCCUUAUUGGACUUUCUUUUGCUCAAAUGCAAAUUUUGACACUUGGAAGGACAUCAUUCCCACAGGACACCUUGUACUCACCAUCAUCAGCCUUAUUCUGAUAGGUCCUGCUUCAAGCUUCAAGGAGGGAGCAUUGCGUGACAGUUUUGGAUUCAAACUCCUCCAAAUAGCGCAGCUUUUAAUACUUCUGUGGUUGUGCUCAGCAUCAUUUAUAACACUGCAUGUUUGUAGAGAUAUUUCCAAAUCAGUUGUAUGGCCUUCUGCCUGUGCAGUCUUGUGCAUGACGGUGAUCAUUUGGAUGAAUUACUUUCAGCCGGCAGAGAUGGUGAUUAAGCGCAUAAAGACUAUGUUCAAGAAAGCGACGCAGUGGCUGGGAAAUCUAAGCCUACCUGAAUGUAUAACUGCUAAAUUCAAGAAAGUGCAAGGGACGCAGCUGAGAAGCCAGAGUCAGCCCAUGGACACGGCGUAGGCAGACUAAGAGAACCCUAUAUGAUGUGCUCCCGUGGGGAUAUAUCAUUCGUGAAAUCGAAGUGAGAUGAGGCUCUACGCAGCGGGUUGAAGAAAAUUUGCAACUGAACUUAAAGACUUUAUUUCCCUUAGCAAUUUGUUUCCCUGAUUAUGUUUUCCCCUGAGCAGAUUCAGUGUCUAUUGCAGUCGUUUGACUGAUUUUGACUAUGAUUAUGCCACAAUUCAGUGUGUGUUUUACGAUUUGAAUGGGGUCGAUAUGACUGGUCGGAACUUAUGAACGAUUUGAGAUGUGAUGUGAUCACGAUCAACAGUAAUUCUGAGGUAGCGCCUUUUUGA